AUGUCUAAGAAGGAGUUUCUAGUUCUAAGAGGUACCUUGAAGGGUCACAAUGGGUGGGUUACAUCUUUGGCCACUUCCCCAGCUUUACCAAACAUCUUGUUGUCUGGUUCACGUGACAAGACCUUGAUCACUUGGAAGUUGACUGGUGACGAGCAACAAUUCGGUGUUCCAGUUAGAUCAUUCAAGGGUCACUCUCACAUUGUCCAAGACUGUACUUUGACCUUGAACGGUAAGUUCGCUUUGUCUGCUUCUUGGGAUAAGACCUUGAGAUUGUGGAACGUGGAAACUGGUGACUGUAUCAACAGAUUUGUCGGUCACAAGUCCGAUGUUAUGUCUGUUUCUAUCGACACUAGUGACACUCAAAUUGUUUCUGCUUCUCGUGACAAGACUGUCAAGGUGUGGAACACCCACGGUGACUGUGUUGUUACCUUGUUGGGUCACAACGACUGGGUUUCCCACGCUAGAAUUGCUCCAAAGGAAAACGCUGAUGAACCACCAUGUGUUAUCACUGCUGGUAUGGACAAGGUUGUUAAGGUCUGGAACUUGAGCUCUUUCACUAUCGAGGCUGAUUUUAUUGGUCACAACAACUACGUUAACAGUGUUAGACCAUCUCCAGAUGGAUCUAUCUUCGCUUCCGCUUGUAAGGACGGUCAAAUCAUCUUGUGGAACUUGAACGAGAGAGCUGCUAUGUACACUUUGGACGCUAAGGACGAAGUUUUUGCUGUUGCUUUCUCUCCAAACAGAUACUGGUUGACCGCUGCUACUGCUGAUGGUAUCAAGAUCUUCGACUUGCAACAAAGAACUGUUGUCGAUGACUUGAAGCCAGAGUUUGUUGGUUACAGCAAGGCUCAAGAGCCAUACGCUAUCUCUUUGGUCUGGUCCGCUGACGGUCAAACCUUGUUUGCCGGUUACACCGACAACGUUAUUAGAGCUUGGCAAGUCAUGACCGCUAACUAA
Messenger RNA from Eremothecium sinecaudum, 957 nucleotides. It is a transcript of the gene ASC1, whose product is annotated as 40S ribosomal protein RACK1. Gene Ontology annotation, cellular component: cytosol; nucleus. Bases 1 to 957 code for a protein of 318 amino acids. The transcript has 2 exons. Gene Ontology annotation, molecular function: protein kinase C binding; translation regulator activity; ribosome binding. Gene Ontology annotation, biological process: positive regulation of protein phosphorylation; rescue of stalled cytosolic ribosome. The record is from RefSeq and is a predicted model, not a curated record. Lineage: Eukaryota; Fungi; Ascomycota; Saccharomycetes; Saccharomycetales; Saccharomycetaceae.